AUGACACUGACAAGAACUGUCAUAAACAAAACUAAGGCUCACUUUGCCAGGUUUGGGAUUCCAAGAAUCUGGCACACUGACAACGGCCCACAAUUCACCAGCCAAGAUUACACAAACUUUGCCUCUCAGAAUGGCUUCAAACAUACCACCUCAAGCCCCUACCAUUCUCAAGGCAAUGGACUAGCGGAGGCAGCAGUGAAAGUAUCGAAGUCUAUGCUAAAGAAAUCAGAUGACCUCCAAAUCGCCUUGCUCAACUACAGGAAUACACCACCAAAAGGCCACACUUACACCCCUGCCCAACGCAUGGUGAGCCGUCGAACCAGAACAACACUCCCAACCCCUGACCACCUUCUGGAGCCCAUGUCAAUCAACCGUGACACUGUCUCAGCAGAGAUCGAGGCCAAGCGCAACGCCAGUAAAACUCACUAUGACAAGACAGCAGGUCCAGAGCACACCCCACUAAACAUUGGCGAGUUUGUGUACGCACAUCCUCCAACAAGCAAACCAGGAAGCCCAUGGGCAUAUGGCCGCGUCACUGGAAAACGCCACUCAAGGUCUUAUACCAUACACACACCACACAGCACUAUUCGACGAAAUCGGAUACACAUCAGGCGUGCCGCACCUCCCUCUCUCCCAAAACCACCUUGUCCUCCAUCUAUACUCCCACCCAGCCCAGGACACAACCUCGCGCCACACUGCAAUCCUCUGAGCUCAAAGACGAACGCACCCACCGAUCAGCCGCGACAGCAACCACCCCCCUCCCCAGACCCCACCAUCAGCGCACCAGACCUCAAAACCAUCUCCCCCACACCAAAGCCUCCGGCACCAAGCACACCCGACAUUGCCCAAAGUGAGCUGNCGACUGUGAAAUGGUGUCUUUUUGCACCUGAUCAAUUUUUUCUUUUGUAA
Molecule: messenger RNA, 909 nt
Organism: Stylophora pistillata
Lineage: Eukaryota; Metazoa; Cnidaria; Anthozoa; Scleractinia; Pocilloporidae
Product: extensin-like
Source: RefSeq, a predicted model, not a curated record